AUGCCUCGUCUUGUGCGUCGACGCCCGCUCAUGGAGCGCAUCCAAGCCUACUUGAACCCGUGGGACUUUUUACUUUGGGUUUCCGAGGAGAUCGAUGGGCACGACUGGGACCAGAUGGAAAAGGAUUGGGGUCUCUCCAUUGGUGCUGGUCUGAAUUUGAUCUUCUGUAUUGCACGCGCAAAUAGUCGAUCAAGUGGCGGGAAAGCCUUCGACGAUGUGUUUGGUGAAGAUGAAGGAGUGCCUUGGCUCAGCUGGCUGGCGACGACCCUCACCACAAUUCUGGGACUUUUGUCUGUCGCAAAUGCAGUCUACACAUUCGCUCGCAAGAAGCGUUAUCGCAUGUUCGAAACGCCUAUAGAUCAGGUCCCUGCGACCCCCUCUGCACACCGCGUGCGAGUAGAAUCAAGCCCGAUGGCCGCGUCUCCCCUCCGAUAUCUCGCAAACGCCUUAGCCGGAGAGUCAGCCCAGUCCCGUGCCCACCCAGAUGCCGAACGUGACGUGUGGGAGAUUGCCCUCUGGGAUCCCCAACCCAUCAGUGUCCGUCUAUUGUGCAUGUUUAGCCCAGGGCAUGUCUUGAUUUACUGGCUCUUCCUACCAACACAGGUGUCUGACCCUCGCCCGAGUGUCACAAUCGUCACAACGAUUGCCCUCACAAUCCUUCUUUCUGUGCAAAUGUCUUUCAUGUCCACUUCAUACACGCAACAGGCGAAAGACUCAAUGUUGGUGCAUAAAGAGGUGAUGAAGGAAUAUGACGCCAAGUUCGUCCACCCUCGGACUCGACCUUUGAUGAGAGAUGUGGGCACACAGUUCUCUGAGCCAGUUCCUGCCCAGUCGGGCUCAGACGCCGAAAACAAAGUUGAAGUCCACACUCCAACAUUCAUUAUCAAUCGUGGAUUCAAGACGAGCCCUAACCCCAAUUACGUCAGUCAUGUCGAUCCAGAAGGCUUGACUCCAAGACGCCCCACUGCCACUCCUGGACCAUCAAUCUUCCAGACCCAGCCGUCCCUCCGUACUCCCAUUGUGUCGGGCGAUGGCUCGCCAUUGGUUCGUACAGCGGGACAUUCCAUGCGGCAACCGCAAUUCCGACCAACAUCAACAAGUACAGGCGAUGGAGGUAGUCUUGGGGUCUAUUCGCACGCCAAUUCCCCAUUGAGGAAGUCAGCAUCAACCGCUUUCGAGCGCCGAACUCACAAUAGCGGAGAUUUUGUCUAUACUCCACGAGGAACGAGUCCAGUGAAGAAACAAUCCAGCCCUCUCAAGAGGAGCAGCCUUGCGGCACCUAUGAGUCCAGCACCAGGGAUUGGAGCCCAUAGACCAGGUAGCCUUAAUCCCCGUCGAGAAACGGGAAGAUUCUAG
Penicillium pulvis is the source of this 1356-nucleotide messenger RNA. RefSeq names its product Nur1/Mug154 family protein. Gene Ontology annotation, biological process: regulation of exit from mitosis; maintenance of rDNA. NCBI's taxonomy places the organism in Eukaryota, Fungi, Ascomycota, Eurotiomycetes, Eurotiales, Aspergillaceae. Bases 1 to 1356 code for a protein of 451 amino acids. The transcript has 2 exons. The record is from RefSeq and is a predicted model, not a curated record.